Messenger RNA from Rhizophagus irregularis DAOM 181602=DAOM 197198, 237 nucleotides. NCBI's taxonomy places the organism in Eukaryota, Fungi, Glomeromycota, Glomeromycetes, Glomerales, Glomeraceae. The record is from RefSeq and is a predicted model, not a curated record.
AUGAAAAGAUGUUGGGAUUCCGAUCCUAAUAAAAGACCGCCAACUGGUGAAUUGGUUGAAAUUCUUGCUUGUUGGUUUGGAUUAUUAUCAAAAGUGGAAUAUUGGAAGAAUACUCUUUCCUGUAGAAAAAUUGAUUAUUCCGCAAAAUUAAAUGAAAUUUUAAAUCAAAAAGAAUUAAGUUCUAAAUUAGUAAUAUAUGGAGAAAAAGAAAACUGUAUAAUUAUGAUGCAACAUUAA